UUACUGUGACAAAUUAAAACAUAAACUUCAGAUACAUCCCCGAACUAUGAUGUAUGGGUUAGUUUUUUAGUGAGAAUGUUAGCUUAACAAGAUACAUGAGAAGUCAAAACCACACACAUACUGGUGAUAAAUCUCAUUAAGGUGAUGUAUAUGGUGAAGAAGUAAGUCAUCUGUGUACCGUAUUGAGAACUUUAAUGCUAUUUAAGUGGUACACAUUUAUUUGAAGUAGUGACUUUGAAACUUUUUAGAAACUUGCACACACACUGGACAUAAACCUAAUAUUGGAUCAAAGGAUUAAUUGGACCUUGUAACUAAAAGAGACACAUGAGGAACUAUAGAGACUGGUGAUAAAUCUCAUCACUGUGAUAUCUAUGGCAAAUGAUAUAGUCAUGCAUACUGGUACCUUACAGAGACAUAUGAGAACACAUACUGGUGAAAAACUUCUAUGUGAAGUCUGUGGUAAAGAAUUUGUUGGACAAUCUAACGGUAACUUCCAGAGACACUUAAGAAUACAUUCUGGAAAUAAACCUUAUAAAUGUGAUGUAUGUGGUAGAGGGUUUAGACGGAAUGAAUACUUAAAGAAACACAAAGGAACACACACGGGGGAUAAACCUCAUAAAUGUGAUAUAUGUUGUAAAGAGUUUAGUCAACUUGGUACUUUACAGAAACACAUGAGAAUACAUACUGAUGAAAAGCAGUUUAAAUGCCUUAUAUGUGGUAAAGGAUUCAUUAACAAAGGUCAUUUAAAUGUGCACACAAGAACUCACACUGGUAAUAAACCUCAUAAAUGUGAUGUAUGUGAUAAAAGGUUUUAUGUUCCUAAUGACUUAAGGAAACAUUUGAGAACACAUAGACCUUAUAAACGUGAUGUAUGUGGUAAAGAAUUCAUUACAAGUAGUGACUUACAGACACACUCUAGAACACAUACUGGUUAUAAACCUCAUAAAUGCGAAGUCUGUGGUAAAGAGUAUAGUCAGCUUAGUACUUUACAGAAACACAUGAUAAUACUGCAUAAGGCUGAUAAACCAUAUAAAUGUUAUGUAUGUGGUAGCAGAUUUAAUAGAAAAAGAGAUUUAGAUGUGCACAUAAGAACUCACAUUGGUGAUAAACCUCAUAAAUGUAAUGUAUGUGGUCGAAGGUUUGCUCAUCCUAAACACCUAGAGAGUCAUUUGAUAUUACAUUCUGAUGAAAAAUCUCAUAAAUGUGAUGUAUGUGGUAAAAGGUUUAAGCUUCCUAGUUAUCUGCAGAUACACUUGAAAUUACAUACUGAUUAUAAACCAUAUAAAUGUGAUUUAUGUGGUGAAGAAUUUAGUACUAAAAGAAUCUUACAGAGUCACUUUAGAACACAUCCUGGUUAUAAACCCUAUAAAUGUGAUGUAUGUAGUAUGAGAUUUGUAGGACCUGCUCCCUUAGAGAGACACAAAAGAACACAUACUGGAGUUAAACCCUAUAAAUGUGAUGUAUGUGGUAGAGGGUUUAGUGAAUCUGGUAACUUAGAACAACACAUGAGAACUCAACAUUGACAUGCUAAUGAUAAAACUCAUAAACAUAAAUAUGAUCUGUGUGUUAGGUAAAACAAUUUUUUUUCAGAUUGGGACUUUGCAGACACAAGAUAUUCAGAUGCUAAGCUUCACAAGUGAAACAUACAGCUUAUGACUUACACUGGUACCUCCAGACAGGUACACAGGAGAACACUACUUGGUUUAUUGAUACAAGCUUAUCUUUUGACUUACACAGCUGGUACCUCAAGACAGGUACACAGGAGAACACUACUUGGUUUAUUGAUCGAAGCUUAUCUUUAAUGAUAAUGAUGAUUAGGUCUUUUCCUGGCAAGACUUCCUUUUGAACCACCUUCAAUCAUGUAUUUAUCUAGAUGUCUAUUGUGUAAGAAGGGUUUGAAAGGAAGUUCUUCCCUUUUUAUACGACUGCAAACAAAAUUUGCGAUCCUAUAUUGGUAUGACGUUGGCGUCGUCGUCGUCAUCCGAAGACACAUUGGUUUUCGCACUCUAACUUUAGUUUAAGUGAAUGGAUCUCUAUGAAAUUUUACCGUAAGGUUCAAUACCACAAAAGGAAGGUUGGGAUUGAUUUUGGGGGUUAUGGUACCAACAGUUAAGGAAUUAGGGGCCAAAAAUAAGCAUUUUUGUAACUUCCAGACAUAACUUGUGUGUUAGUGUAUGGAUCUCUCUGACAUUGUACCACAAGGUUCCAUAUCACAAAGGGAAUGCU
This is a messenger RNA of Mytilus californianus (California mussel), 2226 nucleotides long. Its product is annotated as zinc finger protein 235-like. The transcript has a single exon. The record is from RefSeq and is a predicted model, not a curated record. The coding region runs from base 372 to 1523 and encodes 383 amino acids. Lineage: Eukaryota; Metazoa; Mollusca; Bivalvia; Mytilida; Mytilidae.